This is a messenger RNA of Scomber japonicus (chub mackerel), 1614 nucleotides long. Its product is annotated as dynein axonemal heavy chain 12-like. The record is from RefSeq and is a predicted model, not a curated record. Bases 1 to 1614 code for a protein of 537 amino acids. Gene Ontology annotation, molecular function: protein binding. The transcript has 11 exons. Lineage: Eukaryota; Metazoa; Chordata; Actinopteri; Scombriformes; Scombridae. Gene Ontology annotation, cellular component: cytoplasm.
AUGGAGUACAGGCGAUUUGGGACGGAGGAUGAAGGCGAUGAGGAAGAUGCAGAUCUUCAGUACAUGAUUGAACAGAGUUUGCUGGAGAGUAACAAACAGACUCAACAAACUCAGAUAGACUCCACAAUGAGAGACGGCUGCAGCUCAGGGUCGGACUCUGCAAACAACAACAUCAUCUUCACUGCAAUCAAACAAGGUAACGAGAAGCUCCUGAAGAAGUUAUGUUCUGGACAAAAGGAUCAGUUUCUAAAGACUGACAGCAGAGGUUGGACUCCUCUCCAUGAAGCAGCAGCUCAGAAAAACCAAAGAAUCCUAGAGUUCAUAUUCAAAGCUUCAGGCCCACGCUCUGUGGAUCUUCAGACCCUCCGCCGUCAGACUCCUCUCUUCCUGGCUGUACAAGAGGGUCUGAUAGAAAACGCCAACUUCCUCCUUCAACAUGGAGCUCGGCCGGACACGCAGGACUUUGACCAGGACUCACCGCUGUUUGUAGCUAUCCGUUCAGAGCGCGUUGACAUAGUGAGCCUGCUGCUCCUGCAUGGCUCCAGGGUGAGCCAGGAGGGCUGCCACGGCCGCCAGCCCCUCCAUGAGGCAGCUCGGGUGGGAAAUUCAGAGCUGGUGAAGCUGCUGCUGCAGGCCGGAGCACAGCCGGACCCUCGCAGCCACUAUGGGCUCACUCCUCUGGCCCUGGCUGCUCAGGCAGGAUACCUGGAGGUGGUGGAGACCCUACUGAGGAGAGGAGCGGACGUCCGAUCACAGGCGCAGGAUGACGCGUCUAUCCUGUACGAGGCGUCUUCAUGUGGAGAUCCAGCUGUCAUCAGUCUGCUGCUGGAAUUCGGUGCGGACCCCAAUGUUGCCAAACUCACAGGACACAUGCCGAUCCACCGUGUGGCUCACAGAGGACACCUACAAGCUCUACAGCUGCUGAUUCCAGUAACUUCUUUCGAUGACGUGAGCGACAGCGGGAUGAGUCCUCUACACUCUGCUGCUGCAGGAGGACACACAAACUGCAUCAAGGCCUUGCUGGAUGCAGGUUAUGACCCAAACUACAUGCUCUAUCCCAGGAUUCGCCGUAGCUAUGACGACGAGAGGAAGUCAGCGCUCUUCUUUGCUGUUUCUAAUAACGACUUGCCGUCAGCCAGGAUGCUGCUGGAGGCCGGAGCCAUGGCCAACCAAGACCCUGUUAAAUGUCUGCAGGUUGCGCUGCGAUUGGGCAACUAUGAAUUGAUGGACCUGCUGCUGAGGUUUGGAGCCAACGUCAACUAUUUCUCCAGAAUAAACACGACACACUUCCCCUCAGCCCUGCAGUACGCCUUCAAGGACGAGGUGAUUCUCAGGAUGCUGUGUAACUAUGGCUACGAUGUGGAGCGCUGCUUUGACUGUCCCUAUGGUAACGGCUCACACAUUCCUGAGGACUACGAGGGAUGGACCAACACAGUGAUCAAAGACACCAUGUUCUGCGAGGUGAUCACCGUCUCCUGGCUAAAGCACCUCUCGGGUCAGAUGGUUCUCACUCUGUUGGACUACGUGGAUCAUGUGACUUUGUGCUCCAAGCUGAAGGCGACGCUGAUGGAGGAGCGAGAGUGGCCCGACAUCUGCAGACUGCAAGGUGAGUAA